AUGUAUAAAUCUGUAAUCCAUGUAGCUCUGGACUGUCCUGAGCUCCUCUCCUGUCCUCUACCACUCUGUCCUGACCUAUGCCCUGCCCCCGUGACUACUUCCCCAGCCUUGAAGGCCCCACUUGAAGCUGACAACACUACCCUCCUCACACGGGUCUCCCCAUCCACGCAGAGUCCUACACCAGAGAAUGCAACAGAUGUGCAUGGAAAAGACGACAAGGAAGAAAUAAGGAAGGCAGACGAAGAUGACAAAAACUAUUCGCCUAACAAAACAACAGAAGGCAGCAGCAGCACAAAGGCACCUGCGGCAACCUUGGCUGGCGUGUCAGGGAGCGUGACGAAGGACGCUGGAGUUCGCAGUACUACAGAUUCUGCAGUGAAGACCACCACCAAAAAGCCAGAAACAGAUAGCUCGUCCUGGGGUUAUGUGAUCCUAGCGUUCAUCAUCCUGGUGAUCAUCGUUCUGUGUAUCAUCCUCUACUUUCUCAGAAGAGUCUCCAGGACAUACUCAUUUGACCUCCAGCGUCAGGAUCCCAUCAUCAAUCAAUUCAAUGAACCCACAGGCACCUUCGAACCAGUCUACCUGGAUGAUCUAGAUCGACCAGCCCCUAAAGAUCUAGUGACCACCAAUGACCCUUCACCUCCACCAGCAGCAAAUGGCACAAGUGUACAGUUGGAGGAAAAGGGCUCGAAUGGAGAGAACGCUCCACAGGAACAGCCAGAUGCAAACGGUCUGGAGACGUCGCCCUCCAGUGACACCAGCCCCACGUUGGACGAUGACACAGCUGACAAGACAUCCAAUCCACCGGGCAGUAUAGACCUGAUGUUCGAUGGCUUUAGGGAGCCGCCACAGAACGAAAACAACAACAACCCAUCGGUUUGCUCCAGUGACCCAUUUGUUGAAAUAAACCUGGACGAGCCGCCAUGGUGCGAUCAGCUCCUCAGCUCUCCUGAAGCCACCUCCUCUGUCCUCCCCUUCUCUCCUUUCUCCUUUUCCUCCUCCUCCUCUUCUUAGCACCUUCAAUGAUAACCACAAUAUCAGCAUGGAGGCAGAGACCGUGUCUGUUAAACACAAGGAUAUAAACAGAUUGAACUGAAUUAUUUGUCAGUGAACAGCAUAUAAACAACCCACCAACUAUAAAUGCAAAGCUAGCUUGAACCAUUUUGCUGUGGUUUGUUUACAUGUGUUGUCAAUCUCAGUUUUGAAAUAAGCAUCAGUUAAAUAGGAGUCAGCCCAGUUAACCUGCUAGCUAACUAGCUGUUAGCUAGCUGUUAGCUAACUAGCUGUUAGCUAGCUAACUAGCAGGUUAACAAACCUGGGUGACUCUGUGGUUUUUGAUACAUCAAAACACAUAUUCCCUGUUAUCAAUAUGGAUGGAUUUGAGGAGAAAAGGCACCAGGGCACAGACAGAAGUUUCUUUUUGGUUGUUUUAUGUUUCUAUCACUUUCAAACAAGAAAUAUUAAUAUGUCAUAUGUCAUACAGAGGCUCAGGCCCUCUGACCCCUUGAGCUCCGGGCCUGUGCCGGUUUGAUAAUCCAUCCAUGGUUUGCGAUAGUCUUUUUUAAAUUAAUGAGGAGAUGUGUAUUGAUGGAGCACUAUUAUCAGUCUGAAUGCAGGCUUAAGCUCUGUUUCUCAAACUAUAAAAAUUCAUUGCUAGCAGGCUAUAAUAAAUAACGAUCAAAUAGGUGUUACAGUUGCUGUAAAUAUGUUUUCUAUAGGUUAUGAAUGCCUCUGUAUAUAGUAGAAGCUGAUAUGCUUCACUGCCUUAUUGUUUUAAUUUGCAAUAUUUUCAUUUACACUUUCGAUACAUUUCAUUGCUAUCAUUUUGCCUUGGAUCAAACUGACCACUAUGUAACUUUAGAAAUAACAACUACUGUACAAAGUU
Molecule: messenger RNA, 1885 nt
Organism: Lates calcarifer (barramundi perch)
Lineage: Eukaryota; Metazoa; Chordata; Actinopteri; Centropomidae
Exons: 9
Coding region: 1-1014 (337 amino acids)
Source: RefSeq, a predicted model, not a curated record